Molecule: messenger RNA, 6322 nt
Organism: Chara braunii
Lineage: Eukaryota; Viridiplantae; Streptophyta; Charophyceae; Charales; Characeae
Source: the annotation of a GenBank genome assembly
GAGRUGGGCCUUGUAUUCUUGCAUGCUCUUCCCUCGCCGGACGGACCAGCCGCGUCACCGUCGGACCCACGCAUUUCUCACCUCUUGGACGAGUAUAGAGAUGUCUUCGAGGCUCCCAUCGGACGGUUCCGGAUCGGCCCAUACAUCACAGGAUCACUCUCGAGGCUGGCGCCGUCCCUCCGCGUGGAUGUAUCUACCGCAUGAGCGAAGAGGAACUCGAGGUGCUUCGCUCACGACUCGAUGAUCUUCUCAACAAGGGUUGGAUUCGCCCUAGUUGCUCGCCAUACGGWGCACCUGUUCUCUUCGUCCGGAAGAAGAACAAAGAUCUACGGUUAUGCAUCGACUAUCGGAAACUUAACGCACAAACCGUAAAGAACGCCGGCCCUCUCCCUCGGAUUGAUGAUCUCCUUGAGCGGUUAGGCGGCGCGACGUACUUCUCGAAGUUGGACUUGAAGUCAGGUUACCACCAGAUUGAAAUCCAGCCUCAAGACCGGUACAAGACCGCGUUCAAGACGUGGUACGAGCAUUUUGAGUGGGUUGUCAUGCCAUUUGGACUCACCAAUGCCCCUGCAACGUUUCAAGCAGCGAUGACGACUGAGUUUCGCGACUUGCUCGAUCGCAGCGUCCUCAUCUACCUYGAUGAUAUCUUGGUUUAUAGUAGGACGUUGGACGAGCACAUCGUACACCUUCVCGUUGUUUUGAAUCGUUUGCGACUAGCCAAGUACAAAGCGAAUCUCGACAAGUGCGAAUUCGCCAGGCAAGAGCUUGAGUACUUGGGCCAUUUYGUCACGCCGAAAGGCAUUCGUCCCUUAGCGGACAAGAUCCAAGCCAUCGUGGAUUGGCCGGAACCCCGAUGCACUACGGAUGCACGCUUUUUCAUGGGUUUGGCUGGAUAUUAUCARCGAUUCGUCGAGUCAUACUCGAAAGUGGCCGCUCCUUUGUCGAGACUUCAGUCCCCGAAGGUGCCCUUCGAGUUCGACGACGCAGCCCGUGGCGCGUUUAGUACGUUGAAGGCAGCGAUGCAAGCUGCACCUGCCCUCCGUAUAUACGACCCCACCCUACCCACCCAAGUGACUACGGACGCUUCGGGAUACGGUAUUGGUGCGGUGUUGGAACAGUGUCACGAGAACGGUUGGCAUCCGGCUGAGUAUUUCUCCCAAGAGGUGCCUCUCGUCAACAGUCUCGACGACGCUAGGAAGAAAGAGUUACUUGCGUUCGUCACCGUUCUCAAACGGUGGCGCCACUUUCUUCUCGGCCGUCGGCGGUUCAAAUGGAAUACGGACAACAAUCCGUUGACCUUUUACAAAACACAGGACAUGGUCACUAGCACGAUCGGUCGAUGGAUGUAUUACAUCGACCAGUUCGAUUUUAACCCGUGUCACAUUCCCGGUCCCGCCAAUCGAGCUGCGGACGCCCUUUCACGACGACCCGACUUUUGUGCCAUUGUGACCACGGCAUUCGACCUCGAUGACGAUCUGCAGCAGCAUUUCGUCAAAGGCUACAAGUCCGAUCCGACUUACUCUACGCUUUACGCAGAGCUUUCAUCGGAUCACCCGCCGGCUAGCCACUAUCGGAUUUCCGACGGGUUCCUUCUCCUUCACACGAGAGGAAAGGACUUGUUAGUUGUGCCCCAAGAUCGCAUCUUACGGGCUCGUCUUCUCGGCGAAUUCCACGACGCACGACUUUCGGCACACCUUGGCGUGAACCGCACACUAGCACGCCUCCGCCAGCGUUUUCACUGGCCCGACGUCCUUCAUGACGUCACGAGGUACAUUGAGUCAUGUGCAAUUUGCCACCGUAACAAGGGUCGAUCUCGCGUCCCCUUCGGCGAACUGAAACCGUUGCCGAUCCCUCGGGCACCACGCCUCUCAAUUGCUAUGGGCGUGACAGGCCCAUUUCCCUGCGAUCGCCACUGCCAUGACGGUAUUCUCACGGUCGUUGACCGUUUGAGCAAGUAUGCUCGCUUCCUUCCUUGCAAGUAUCAUGCUGCAGCGGCUGAGCUCGCACGACUCUUGCACACCGGUUGGAUUACCAACCAAGGUGUUCCGGAAGACAUGGUGAGCGACCGAGAUACGCGUUUCAUGUCAGCCUUCUGGACUUCCCUCAUGGCCGAGUCCGGUACGACAAUGAAACCGAGCUCGGCUCGGCACCCGCAGACGGAUGGUCAGACGGAGCGAGCGCACCAGACCGCUCAGAUGAUGUUGCGUACGCUCAUCCGUCCCGACCAGAAAGAUUGGGUUGACCGGCUUCCCGACAUUGAGUUCGCCUACAACACUUCGGUGCACCCGGCGAUCUGCGUCACACCAUUCGAGCUACAUCAUGGUGGAGAGAAAGCACGGAUCUUCGCUGAUCUCCUUUUGCCACAGGCUGCCGACAUAGACGUCCCUUGCUCUCCCGCUUCCAUCCGGAAGUACCGGGACUUGCUGAUCAAAGCCCGUGCAAAUAUGCAAAAGGCUYAGGUCCGCAUGCAGCAGCAAGCUAACCGACGUCGACUUCCAUGUCCUUUCCGCGAGGGAGACCUUGUUUGGGUCCUCUCCGAGGAAUUUGCGCUCGAGCAGGAUCUCACCUCGCUGGAUGAACAGUCAAUUCUGCAUAAUCUGAAAGUUCGAUAUCAAAGGGAUCUGAUCUAUACAAGGGCCGGACCUGUGUUGAUUGCCAUCAAUCCCUUCAAGAAUGUGCCAAUCUACUGCGAGGACUUUGUCAAAGCGUAUCGCGACAAAGGUCUAUGUACAGGCCUGCCUCCUCAUGUGUUUGCAUGUGCCGAGCGUGCCUAUGCCAUAAUGAGAAAGAAUGGCACGAACCAGUCCAUAAUCAUAAGUGGGGAGAGUGGGGCUGGCAAGACGGAAACCACGAAGAUAGCAAUGAGGUACCUUGCAGCGCUUGGAGGAGAGAAAGGUGUGGAGAAGAAGAUCCUCCAGACGAAUCCGAUCUUAGAAGCCUUUGGGAACGCGAAAACCCUACGCAACAACAACUCGAGCCGGUUUGGAAAGCUGAUCGAGAUUUAUUUCGAUAGAUGGGGCAAGAUUUGUGGGGCAACCAUCAAAACGUACCUGCUGGAGAAGUGUCGAAUCAUCACUAGGGCACCGGGUGAAAGAUCUUUUCACAUAUUCUACCAGCUGUGUGCUGCAGGCACGUCGAUCUCCGACACCAUUUUGGCAAAGGAGUUGAAGCUACGCCCAGCACACUUCUUUUCCUACCUCAGUCGAAACGCGAGCUGCCUUCAGAUCGACGGUGUUGAUGAUGCCAGUGAUUUCAGGAUUCUGCAGGAAGCUAUGGAGAGCAUGCAUAUUGACGGACAAGAACGGCGUAAUGUGUUCGAGGUGCUGGCAGCGGUUUUGUGGCUUGGAAAUGUCGAAUUCGCGACCGUUGAUGACGAAGAGCAUGUGACUGCAGUCCGAGACGAAGCCUUCCAUGCAGUGUCGAGUCUUCUGAGGUGUGGGAGUGAUGAAUUGGAGAAGGCCAUUUGCACACACACAAUCUACGCAGGCACUGAGAAGAUCUCACAGAGGCUCAGAAAAGACCAAGCCAUCGAUGCAAGGAACGCCUUGGCCAAACUGCUGUAUGCACAACUGUUUUACUGGAUAAAUGAACGGAUAAACCAGUCCUUGGAAGUGGAUAAGGCCAAGCCCAAGACUUUCAUCAGCAUUCUUGACAUAUACGGGUUCGAGUGUUUCGAACGGAACAACUUUGAGCAAUUGUGCAUCAACUAUGCGAAUGAGCGACUGCAGCAGCACUUCAACACCCACCUUCUUAAGCUUGAACAGGAGGAAUACGUGCGCGAGAAGAUUGACUGGACACACGUCGAGUUCAGAGACAAUCAGGAGUGCCUUACGCUGAUCGAAAAGAGGCCUCUUGGUGUCUUAUCCCUUCUGGAUGAGGAGACCAACUUUCCCAAGGGAACCGAUGAGACGCUGACUGAAAAACUGCGAGAGCACUUGGGUUCGAACCCUUGCCUUAAAGUUGAAAAUGCAGGUUGUUUUCGCAUUGCCCAUUACGCAGGAGAGGUUUUAUACGACACAGCUGGGUUCUUGGAAAAGAAUCGUGAUCUUAUACACAACGAGUUGAUUGAUCUAUUGGCUGGAUCUGACGCUGCACUCCUACAAAGCUUUGUCGCAAGCUUAAGGGAGCCAAUGGCCAUGACCUGGCAAUCGGGGUUGUUGCAGGUACAGGGGCAGGUACACGGUGGUCAGAUGUAUGACAAAGCGCGCGAGCAAGCUCAGGGGACGGCACCACCCACGCCACGGGCGGCACACACACUAUUAGCAAGGAGAAUGAGCGGGGUGCAGAAAGAAAGUGUUGCUAACAAGUUCAAGUGGCAGCUAGGUGAACUUAUCGCCCAAUUAGGAAAGACGGAGUCCCAAUUCAUCAGGUGUAUAAAGCCGAAUGAUAUGCAAUUGCCCGAUCGGUUCGAGUCAGAGUUGAUGCUUCAUCAGCUGCGUUGUUGUGGGGUCUUCGAAGUCGUCCGUAUCACGUGCAGGGGUUACCCCACCCGCCACUCCCACGAGCUUUUUGCAAAUAGGUAUGGAUUCCUUGUGUCCCUGGAGAGGCCAGCACCCCUAAAGCUCUCAAAUCCUCAGUCAAAGAUGGACUCUUUGAGAGUCUGCAUGCAAAUCAUCCAGCUGCUGAAUGUCCCUCGAGAGCAGUUCCAGAUCGGUCAGACGAAACUCUUCUUCCGUGCGGGACAGCUCGGGGUGAUCGAAGACAUUCGCACACGGACUGUUCAAGGAAUCGUUGCCGUGCAAAAGGUUUUCCGUGGACGAAGAGUCCGCAGAAGGUACCUUGACCUGAGGAAAGCAACCGUUACGCUACAGUCGUACACGAGGCGAUGGCUGGCCAAGAGGAAGCUCAGACAUCUGCGAGAACAGCGACUCAAGAAAGAACUUGAACUACGGCUGCAAGCCGCCCUUCUUGAACAAAGGGCUAGGCUAGAAACCAAGCACGAAGAAUAUACCGAGCAAACUGAGGCAGCAAAGGAAGAUGAAAAAGAUGACGACUUGAUGAAUGCCACAGCUGCAGCAGACGUCGACAUGAAUGCUUUGGCAGCAUCCACACGAGAGCCUGCCAUGAUCGAUGAGAACAUUGCAGUGAGGCCCUCGUCAUCAGCACCGGAGGAAGAUGAUCAGGAACAAGCGGAGGGGUCCUUAGAGGUAGUUCCCCUGUCAGUGGCUGUGGAAAUGAAGGCCAGGAUAGAGGAGCUCGAUAGCCUAUUGGCGAAGCAGGUGGUACGGAAUGCCAUUCUGAAGAGAAGGCUGUUCGAGCAGAGAGUGAAAUGGGAGGAGUGUGAAGAAAAACUCCGGAAUUUGGAAGAGACUUUUGAGUACAAAAUACGCUCGUUGAGGCUGAUAGUGCACGAGCUUCUACGGAGAGAUCAUUUGCGUUCCUUCUCCUCCGUUCAUCAUCAUCACACAAAGCGUGCAUCUUUCCGCCUCCUGCCGCAGAUCGUUACAACGCCUCGUGAACAGGAGGGGAAAGAUGAGGAGUGGGGACGCGAGAAGGCGAAGCGAGAUUCUGGAGCAGAAGAGGAGGAAGAGGGGAAGCAAGCAAAGGAUUCCGAGGAGGACUAUGACGAUGAGGAAGGGAACAUGGACGAGUUCCCUCUUUGGGUACCCACCGUGAAGUCGGUUAGAAGUCCCAAUAGGAUGGCUGACGAGAAUUGCCGCAAUGUGUCCGGGAGGACUUGUGCAGCAUGCGCAAGCACAGCCGCAGGACAACUACUACCACUCCGUACAGACUUUGUGACGACCGCAGAAGCUGCGGGAGAACCAUCCCGCCCUUCGGAGAUAGCUACGGGGGCAGGAGAGUUCCGCGCCACAAAGCCACGUUGCGAGGAACGGAAUACGAACUGUUCAAGUGCCGGAGACGGAGAGCAGGGCAUGAGAACCACCACCAAGGCCGGUUUGGAGCAGUCACAUCAGGGGAAAUGCCAGCACCCACAUUCACCACAUACUGAGGCAAGCAUGGCGAUCAUCGCAGAUCUGCGUGAUCAGAUGCUCUCUUCUUUGCGAGCUAUGGAGCAGGACAUUCAGCUGCUAACUGAUGUCGACAGCCGAUCUGAGCUUGCCAGCCUUGAUGCAGACAGCGAGCUGCGGAAACUGCAGUACAGAUUCGACGAAUGGAAACAAGAGAUUAAGGGACGACUCAAGCACGUCAAGCUGGACCUUCACCGGCUAGAACAGUCGUCGUAUCACGAUGCCAAUGCCAAGGAGAAGGAAAGCUGGCCGCGGAAAUGGUUCUUCAGAAAAAGAGUGUUGCCUGAAUUUGGAUGAACGAGCUAAGGACUGGCAGGCCCCGCUGGUGCUAUUAUGUUCCUGGUUAAGAAAGU